GCGGCGCCUCCUGCGUCACGUCACGGCCCGGCCAUGGCCGCCCGGCGCGCGCUGCACUUCGUGUUCAAAGUGGGCGACCGCGGGCAGAGCGCCCGGUUCUUCCGCCAGCUGCUGGGCAUGACCGUGCUGAGGCACGAGGAGUUUGAGGAGGGCUGCAAGGCCACCUGCAACGGCCCUUAUGAUGGAAAGUGGAGCAAAACAAUGGUGGGCUACGGGCCAGAAGACAAUCACUUUGUUGCAGAAUUGACUUACAAUUAUGGCAUUGGAGAAUAUCACCUGGGCAAUGACUUUCUGGGCAUAACUCUUGUGUCCAGCCGGGCUGUGAGCAAUGCCAAGAGGAUGGGGUGGCCCCUCAAAGAAGUCACAAUGGGUAUUUUCGAAGCUGAAGCCCCAGGGGGAUACAAGUUCUACUUGGAAGACAAGGAACAGCUCAAGCAAGAUCCUGUGCUAAAGGUAACCUUGGGUGUCUCUGACCUGCAGAAGUCUGUUAAGUACUGGUCUGAUUUGCUUGGGAUGAAAAUAUAUGAGAAGGAUGAGGAAAACCAAAAGGUUUUGCUGGGCUAUGCAGAUAACCAGUGCAAGCUGGAGUUGAAGGCUGUGGGAGGAGCAGUGGAUCAUGGGACGGCCUUUGGGCGAAUUGCCUUCUCCUGUGCAAAGGAAGAGUUGCCAGGCAUUGAAGCACUGAUGAAAAAAGAGAAUCAGAAAAUUCUAACCCCCUUGGUUAGCUUGGACACACCUGGCAAAGCCACAGUGCAAGUAGUUAUUUUGGCUGAUCCUGACGGCCAUGAAAUCUGUUUUGUGGGAGAUGAAGCAUUUAGAGAGCUCUCCAAGGUGGACCCGAACGGUGACAAGUUGUUAGAUGAUGCCAUGGCAGCAGACAACAGUGACAAGUGGUUUGCUGAACAGAAGAGGAAGAAGGCUUCUGCUUAGCUGGAGGAAAGGACUGGGCUGCUCAUUCAUGCCUUGGUUUCCAUCUGAGAAAAAUGCCAACCCUGUGUAACGUGUUGUGUUACCCCUUCCAGGAAGAGGGUGCUGUCCUGUCCCCUGCUCGUUGAUUUGUUUUGAUUUAAGCUUCUAUCUCUUCCUGCUGCUCUCUCCUUUCAAGCAAAUAAUGUGUACUCCUUCAAAAAAUUGAGGUUGUGCACUAAGGAGCAGGUUGAGCAUGUGGCUUCAAAAACAGGAGCCAUCAGUUAAGAGGAAAACCUCACAUCUCUCUAUCAUUGUUGCACCUGGAAAAGAGGUGGCUGGAUUCCUUACAAUAUCUAAUUCUCCAACUAAUUGGCUUUAGCUGUCCUGGAUGUGCAGCUUAGGAAAAAAUUUCAGGUAGCUCGGUACCUGAGGUGCUCCUCUUCCCUGACCAAGCGUUGGGCUGUGUACAGAGCACCUGAGCAGCUCAGCUACCCUAGUGCCUGCCUCUCUCCUGGGAAGAGAACAUUGCCUUGCUAAAGCAGAUGAAUAUUCUAGUCUGGAACAAACCCUGUUUUCAUUCCAAGAGGGGAAAUCUUCACUAGAGAGGCCCGUGGUGCACUUCUCACCAGGGCUGUAUUAUUGAUAUGGUGGUUUCCACUCCAUACCAAGGAGCCUUCCCCAUUCCAGGCGGGAGGCAAGCUUCAGGCUGCUUCAGGGUGUGUGCCAGUGCUGCACUGAAAGAGGCAUGGCUGUGAUUUUUUUCUUUGCAGUUAGCUUUUGAUGAGAGAUCAUUUUUAGAUGCUGCUGGAAUCGAGUCACUCUGCUUUUGCUGGUGGAAUAAGGGCUGGGCGUGUGGUGUGAGGCUCGGCACGCUGCCUGCUGUGCAGUCCUUCCCGCCCAAAGCCUUCAGUAAGUUUCACAGAGGAGAGCAGGCGUGGGCAGCGGCCGAGGCGCGUCGGUGCUGGAUGUUCUGAGCUGAAACCGGACAAAUUCCUCCCCGUGCUGCUGUCGGAACGCUUUGCUUGGAGCCAACGAUGAUUUUUGGUUGUUUGAGCUUCGCUCCCGUCAAAGGAGGGACGUGACGCAUGAGCUGCGCCCCUGGAGCGGGCGCUGCCGCCCUGUGGCGCGGCCGUGGAGCGAAUAAAAGCGCUGUGCGAGGA
Messenger RNA from Colius striatus (speckled mousebird), 2069 nucleotides. RefSeq names its product glyoxalase domain containing 4 (gene GLOD4). Bases 34 to 930 code for a protein of 298 amino acids. The transcript is spliced from 9 exons. The record is from RefSeq and is a predicted model, not a curated record. NCBI's taxonomy places the organism in Eukaryota, Metazoa, Chordata, Aves, Coliiformes, Coliidae.